AUGGACACACAUACGCUAGGCCAGCUGGAGACCUACAGCCAGCACCUUGCUGAGGCUGUCAAGGUUCUGAGUACACGUCUACACUCUCUGGACUCUCCAGUAGGCACAUCCCCGCCUGAUAUCACGAAAGAUAGGGCAGUCAUAUAUGCGAUUCUUGACGGCAUCAGAACCCUCCUUGACGAGCCGGAUUACUUACUUUCGUCGCUGACUACUCAGGUAGAAUUUCUUGCGUGUCUCAAAUGGCUUGCUGAAUUCCAAAUCUUGGCAUGCAUCCCUCCCGAAGGAAGUCUACCUAUCGGGGACUUGGCAGAACUGACUGGCGUCCCGGAUGUUCAACUCCACCGGGUGAUUCGUUUCACAGCCAGCUCUGGGUUUCUCCAGGAGCCCAAGUCGCACUAUGUCUCACAUACAGCCAUGUCGGCUCGGUUCCUGGCGAGCCAGCCGCUCUGCGACGCUACGAUCUUCAUCGCGGCCUCAGCCAUCCCGUCCGCCCUGCGGAUGGCUGACGCAACCAGGUUGACUAGCGCCGGCAGAGGCACCAACACUACUGCCUACGAUGUGGCGUUCAGCCCGCAAAGACCGUUUCGUACGGCCUGUGAGGGGCACUCCAAGCUGGGCCGGCAGUGGAGGGCCUAUCUGGAUCAUGCCGCAAGCUUGCAUUCGGAGAAAGAAUUGGUCGAGACCUUUUCUCGAUUGAACUGGCUGAGCCUUGGCGAUGCAUGCAUUGUCGAGGUCGGGGCCCAGUCAAGUUCGAUGGCACGCAGCCUGGCCAAGACAUUUCCGAACCUGCACUUCUUCGUGCAGAUCAACAACACCGACACCCUGGCUAUGAUUCGGGAUGACGACAGGGAUAAUGCCUCGGAGUCCGAGCUCCUGGCCGCCCAGGCCACCACGGAUGUUACCGCAAGCGCCCGCAUAACUGUGACCUUUCGGGAGACUGGCAUGCCCCAGCCCGUGAUAGGCGCCGCGGUCUACAUCCUGCACCUGCCCGCUGUGGGCGAUUUGGCCCGAGCUGAAUUGUACCGCCAUCUUGGCCCCCUGAGGGCUAGUGGGGGCAUGAUCCUAGUGCUAACCACCCGGGUUCUUCCCGAGCCCGGCAGCCUGCCCAACCCCCGUGUCGAGGCCGCGGCCCGCGCCCGGGACCUAGCCAUGCUGCAGCUGGCCAACGAGGGGGAGAUGGAGAUGACUGAGCUUCUGCAGGUUGUCGAUUCGGUGUCUGACGAUGUCGGGAAGCUCGUGGUUGCCAAUAGGCUUGCGUCGUACAAUGGCCUAAUCCUUGCUCUGGCUUUAAAACAUGUAGCUCAUGGGGUUUGA
This is a messenger RNA of Thyridium curvatum, 1314 nucleotides long. RefSeq lists its product as uncharacterized. The record is from RefSeq and is a predicted model, not a curated record. Gene Ontology annotation, molecular function: methyltransferase activity. The transcript is spliced from 3 exons. Lineage: Eukaryota; Fungi; Ascomycota; Sordariomycetes; Thyridiales; Thyridiaceae. The coding region runs from base 1 to 1314 and encodes 437 amino acids.